Molecule: messenger RNA, 1266 nt
Organism: Spathaspora passalidarum NRRL Y-27907
Lineage: Eukaryota; Fungi; Ascomycota; Pichiomycetes; Serinales; Debaryomycetaceae
Gene: STE3
Product: Ste3p
Exons: 1
Coding region: 1-1266 (421 amino acids)
Biological process (GO): G protein-coupled receptor signaling pathway
Cellular component (GO): membrane
Molecular function (GO): mating-type factor pheromone receptor activity
Source: RefSeq, a predicted model, not a curated record
AUGGAUUCUCGUGCAGCUGGAUUAGCAGCUUUUGCUUUAAUCUCUUGGAUAUUACUCAUACCUCCAUUCAUUUGGCAUUGCAAGUGUAAGAAUUUCCCUGCAAUAUGUUUAGUAUUCUGGUUACUGUUUGUUAAUUUCAAUGUGUUUUUCAAUACGAUGGUUUGGGGUCAUGAUAAUUUUUAUCAUGCUUGGGAUGGGAAGAUUUGGUGCGAUGUUACAGUCAGGCUAGAAGCUGGUUCAUCAACUGGUAAGAUUUGUGCAAUUACUUCGUUGAUCUUAAACUUGUAUAUGAUCUUGAGGGCCAAGCCAGGAGUAUUCCUUGAAUUCAAUAGUUGGAAAAAACGGGCUAUUGAUUUAUCUAUUUGUCUCAUAACUCCAAUUUUCAUUAUGUCGACAAAUUAUAUCAUCCUGGCAUUCAGAUAUGGAGUAUUCAAGUAUGAAGGAUGUGUUUCUAUGUUUGGACCCAACUAUGCCACCAUUGGUUUAGAUCAUAUGUGGCCAAUUAUUUGGAGUUCUAUUGCCCUUGUUAUUGCGAUUAUGACUUUGUAUAGUUUCUUCACUCAACGGAAAGAAAUUAGCAACAUUCUUGUAUGUACCAAUUCAGGAUUGACUUAUCAGAGAUUUGCCAGAUUAUUGAUUUUCUGCUUGUUGAUUAUUUUGGCUAUGGCUCCACUCUCAGGUUACUACUUUGCUGAUAUAUUCAAAUACAAAUUGCACAAGUUUGAAUGGGAUGAAGUACAUCAGGAAGAUUGGGGUGAAAUUAUGUACUAUGAUGUUGGUUUUACUGUUGGUUAUCGAAGAUUAGUCAAUUCUAUCUUGUCCAUUAUUGCUUUCCUUUUGUUCGGGUUAGGUUCGGACGCUGUGGAAAUGUACAAGUCAAUUAUCAACGAUACGAUAUUGCUAUUCCUGAGAAAGGUGCCUGGUGAAGAAAAAGACCAAGUUACGUUCUUAACCACGCUCCCUAAUAGAGCUACUAGAAUAUUUUCAAACAAAUCUGACAAGACCCCUUCUCAGAAUAGUGCUGGUACUACCUUGAAUGAAUAUGGACAAUUUAACAAUGCCAUGUCAGAUAUGGAUGUUAAACAUACUUCAACUAGUCAACUGAACAAAUCUAAAGAAUCUGGUCCUCCACUACCAAAUGGAACAUUCUUUUCCAAUGUCGACAAUUACCUUGAACAAGAAUUGAAAAGUAUCAUUAUGCAAGAAACAGAAACUGGAAAAUCGGGGCAGAAAUGCUCGUAUCGGUUCCAAGUUGAACAAGUUUAA